Molecule: messenger RNA, 3833 nt
Organism: Salvelinus sp. IW2-2015
Lineage: Eukaryota; Metazoa; Chordata; Actinopteri; Salmoniformes; Salmonidae
Product: nexilin (F actin binding protein)
Exons: 15
Coding region: 190-2943 (917 amino acids)
Biological process (GO): mitochondrial fusion
Source: RefSeq, a predicted model, not a curated record
CAUUAGACUUUGAGUCGUGAACGCGGCGCAGGCAUCUCCGUGCUUUGACAAAUUGGUGUUUUCUAUACUUGACAUUACAUUUGUUUUAAUCCACUAUCUGCACAGAAAAGUCCUAAAAUAAGGAGGAUAUUACACUGAAACAGGUAACAUUUGAAGAGGGCCCUGUUAAUUUGUCAGCGUGGCGUGAACAUGACUGAGGUAGCACAAAAUAUUGCUGAUGUCGCAUACGACAUGACUGAUGUGGCACAUGAUGUGUGUGAUGAAGCACACGAAAUGAGUGAUAAAGAGAACAACGACGACAUGAACGAGUUGCAUGGCCACGUGYCACACAAAGAGGACGAUGUGGAACACGACAAGCAUGAUUUGGCACACAAAGACAAUGUGGCAUACAAAAAUAACGAUGUGUCCCAUGACGAACAUGAUGAGGCACAAGAAAAGAAUGAGGCGCACAAUGACCAUGAGGAAGAAGUUCACACCGAAGAGGAUGAGGUUCACACAGAGCCCGAGGAAGAGGAGGAGGAAGAAGAUGAGGCACACGACAGGAAUGAUGUGGAGCACAAAGAAAAUUAUACAGUUAAGGACAAGGCAAGGCAAAGGUCAAGAUCCAGGAAAGACAAGAARGAUGUGGCACAAAAUGGAGUUGCACAUGACAUGAACGAUGAGUCAGAGAAAGAAGAGAAGGACCAGUCACAGAACGUAUCUGAGGUGGCUCUGAAACAAAAGAGACUUCUGCGCUCCAAAAAGCCGGUGGCCAGGAGCUACGUGCCCCAGAUCGGUAAGGCUGACGUGAAGAACAAGUUUGAGGCCAUGCAGAAGGCCAGGGAGGAGCGCAACAGUAGGAGGAGCCUAGAGGAGCACCAGAAAAGGAAGGAGCAGUACGUCAAGGAGAGAGAAUACAACCGCAGGAAGCAACAGAUAAAAGAACUACUCGCCUCCAGUGAUGAGGAGGAGGAGGUGAAGCCGGCCAAGGUAGAGAAAUCCUACGUCCCCAAGAUCACAGGCAGUGUGAAGGGGAAGUUUGCCGAGAUGGAGAAGCAGAGACAAGAGGAGGAGAGGAAACGGAUGGAGGAGGAGAGGAAGAAGCGCGCCGCCCAGGACAUCAUGGAGAAAGCGAAGAUGCAGAAGGAGCUGGCCAAGAAAGCCGCAGAGGAGGGAGAUGACACCAUCCUGGUCCGUGUGGUGCCGGCCAAGCCGUCACGACCUCCAGGCAGGAUCAAGAUGAACUUUGAGGACCUGGAGAAGAACCGCGAGGAAGAGCAGAAGAAGAGGACAGAGGAGGAGAAGAAGAAGCGCUACAACGAGAACAGGCACUCCUUCCGCGAGGCCAAGCGGAGCUCGGUCGUCCAGGAUGAGGACGAGGAACAGCCCACAGAGAAGGAGCAGGUGACUCCUGGGAAGCUAAAAAUGACGUUUGAGGAGGCUGAGAAGGAGAGGCAGGAAUGCCUGAGAAAGCAGGCAGAGAGGGAGGCUAAACGACGUCUGCAGGACGAGAAGAAAGCCUUUGAGGAGGCCAAGCUGGAAAUGGGAGAAGAUGAGGAGGACUCACAAGGAGCUCAAGGCGAGAGAGAGGUCAUCCAACCUGGUAAACUGAGGUUGAGCUUCGAGGAGCUUGAGAAACAGAGGGUAGAGAAUGAACGCAAAGCAGCAGAGGUUGAAUACAAGAAACGAAUGGAAGAGGAGAGGAAGGCUUUCGCCGAGGCCAGGAAAAUCAUGAUAGUGGAUGAAGAUGACGAGGUGUUGAUGGCCAUGCUGAACCUGGAGGGCAGCAAGCCAGGGAAGCUGUGUGUCAGCUUCGAGGACAAGGAGCGUCAGAGGAGAGAGGCGGAGGAGAAGAAAGCGGAGGAGGAGGCCAAGAGGAGGCUGGAGGAGGAGAAGAGGCUCUUCGCAGAAGCCCGCAAGAACAUGAGCUCCCUGGAUCUGGAAAAACCUAAGACUUCAUAUCGAGAUGGAGAAGUGCUAGAUGAGGACGAGGACGGAAUGGUCAAGAGCGAAUCCCAGGAAGCAUUGCAUCCUGGAAAACUGGAGAUGAACUUCGAAGAGCUGCUUAAGCAGAAGGAGGAAGCCGAUAGGAGGUGCAAGGUGGCGGCGCGCAAAAAGAAAAUGGAGCAGGAGAAACAGGAGUUUGAACAGCUCAGACAAGAGAUGGGAGAGGARGUGGUGAAUGAGAGCUCUGAUACAGUGAGUAAGGAGUAUGAGGAGCUGAAGAAACUCAAGAGGACUGGCUCCAUCCAGGCCAAGAACCUCAAGUCCAAGUUUGAGAAGAUCAAGCAGUUGAAAGACGAGGAGAUCCAGAAGAAGAUUGAGGAUGUGAGAGCAAAGAGAAAGGCUGUAGAUGAGGAAAUCAAAGAGAGGGAAGAAGAGAGGAUCCAGGAGGAUGAUGAUGAAGGCAAAAAUGACACAGAGAAGGGGGCUGAGGAGGCUCCGUUCAGACAGAAGGUGGACAUGCGUGCACGGUUUGAACAAAUGGCCAGAGCCAGAGAGGAGGAGGAGAAGAAGAGGGUGGACGAACAGAAGCUUCAGAGGAUGCAGUUCGAGCAGCAAGAGAUUGACGCCGCUCUCCAAAAAAAAAGGGAAGAUGAGGAGGAGGAAGAGGGAAGCAUCAUCAAUAGCUCGGCAGCCUAUGAGGAUGAGGAGGACCAUGCCAGGUCGGGGGCUCCGUGGUUUAAGAAGCCCCUGAAGAACCAAUCGGUGGUGGAUGCCGAGCCAGUGCGAUUCACAGUGAAGAUUACCGGGGAGCCCAAGCCGGAGGUGACCUGGUGGUUUGAGGGGGAGAUGCUCCAGGACUGUGAAGACUAUCAGUACAUAGAGAGAGGAGAGACAUUCUGCCUCUACCUGCCAGAGACCUUCCCAGAGGACGAGGGCGAGUACAUGUGCAAGGCUGUCAACAGCAGAGGCACCGCCGCCAGCACCUGCAUCCUAACGAUAGAAACUGACGACUACUGAUGCUCUACUUUUUCUGGAACUUUCCCUGUCUCUCUCACUCCUUUUGUAAAACUUCAUCCCUCAUGGUAGGGCCAAAAAGAGGAGGAAACAGCAUUAUGCUCUCCAUUCCUUCUCGGGAUACACACAACAUGAAAAGUGCAAUAUCGUGUUGUUUACGUAUUGCUCAUCAUUCAUCAAUAAAGCUGCACUCCCUUUCAGUAUUACGUUUAGGAUGAAAUCUGUGCCAAAUCACAUAUUGAUCCCCUGAGUGAUUGCUGUCACGAAUGAUGUUCAGAUUGAUUUUGUGAUCAUAACAUCAUAUAUCAAGGCUGUUCAACUCUGAUCCUGGAGGGCUGAAACACUUUUGGUUUUCAUCCUCUCCUUCUAAUCAGGGACUAAUUCAGACUUGGGACACCAGGUGAGUACAAUUAACUACUAGGUAGAAACAAAAAACUGAAAUGUUUUGCCAUUCCAGGACCGGAAUUGAAUAAUACUGUCAUAAAUCAUAACAUCUUUGCAUCAGGGAAAGUCUCCCUCCAAAGGUAAAAUUUUAGAAAGUUCAAUUUGAGAAUAUGGUGCAACCCAAUUUAAAGCCUAAUGAAAUCCCUGUAAAAUAGACACAGUAUGCAUUGCACAGUUAAUUUGCAGAAUUGGUUACUAAUAAAAUAAUGAUCUAAUUAGGAUUUUUGUUUCUUUUCAUUUUUAAUAUUUGAAUAAUUAUCUGAAAGGUUUGGUUGUAAUGUACACUUAGAUUUUUCAUAUCGCAAUAGUAUUUUUCACAUUGAGUUAUUAAAGUACUCUACAGGAAAAUGUAUGAUAUAAUUGUCUUGGACACUGUUGUAUGGCUUGAAAUAUAGUGACAUGUUUGUGAUAUGUUUAUUUAAAGUUUUAAUAAAAUGUGCUAAAUACUA